Molecule: messenger RNA, 755 nt
Organism: Belonocnema kinseyi
Lineage: Eukaryota; Metazoa; Arthropoda; Insecta; Hymenoptera; Cynipidae
Exons: 4
Coding region: 276-755 (159 amino acids)
Biological process (GO): sensory perception of smell; detection of chemical stimulus involved in sensory perception of smell
Cellular component (GO): plasma membrane
Molecular function (GO): odorant binding; olfactory receptor activity
Source: RefSeq, a predicted model, not a curated record
AGAAAUAAUCAGUGACUGCAAGGAAAUUCAAACUAAAAAUGAAGAAAAUAUGGUUUUGGGAGUUUUAAGACAUUCUCGAACUUUUUUUGUAUGCUCUUAUUGUAUCUACAUGAGCGUUGUAGUCUUUUUCACCAUCACGUUUGCUGCCUCUUACAAUACAGGAAAUAGAAUACUUUUUCUUGCGUCUGCAUUUCCUUUUGAGGUAGAUAAAUCACCAGUAUUUGAAAUAAUUUGUUUAAUUCAAUUCUUUACAACUUUUUUAACGGGCUUCGGGAAUGCUUUUGUCGACUCUCUGUUUAUUACGAUGUAUUAACAUUUUGAAGAUAUUACAUGGCAGUGCGAAAAUUGACAUGGUACGAAGAGAUUUUAAGAGAUUUUUCAAAAUUAUUAGUAUAUAUAAGGAAAAAACAGGUCGAAGAACAGCGACGAAGAAUUUAGUUGAAAGAUACCAAAAUGCUAUAGAAUAUGCGCGGAAAAUUGAAUAUAUUUAUUCCUAUCAAUUAUUCAUCCAUGUCGUGUUGAGUAUGUUAGCUAUCUGUGCUACCGGAUUUACUGUUAUUGUUUUGUUACAAGAAGAUAGUCUGCAGCCGAAGGACGUUAUCAAAAUAAUAAAAUGUAUUAUGUUUUUCUUUGCCGCUUUUUGGAUAACAGGAGUCUACUGCGCUGGUGGGGAUUAUUUACGCUGUAAGGAGAGAAGAAGACAUGUUAAUAUACAAUUUCGUAUCUUCGGCAGAUGCUCGUCUGACCUGGGAUGA